Sphaerodactylus townsendi is the source of this 3157-nucleotide messenger RNA. RefSeq names its product DEAD-box helicase 41 (gene DDX41). Gene Ontology annotation, cellular component: spliceosomal complex. Gene Ontology annotation, biological process: mRNA splicing, via spliceosome. NCBI's taxonomy places the organism in Eukaryota, Metazoa, Chordata, Lepidosauria, Squamata, Sphaerodactylidae. The record is from RefSeq and is a predicted model, not a curated record. The coding region runs from base 31 to 1923 and encodes 630 amino acids. The transcript is spliced from 17 exons. Gene Ontology annotation, molecular function: ATP binding; RNA helicase activity; RNA binding.
GACGCCUCGUAAGCGUGCAGUGUUUAAAACAUGGAUACCGGAAGUAGUAGGAAGAGACAGCGCGAGAUGGAAUCGGACUCGUCGGGCCUAUCCGGAGAGGAAGAGGAGCAAGACGAGGUGGAGGAGGAGGAGGAGGAUGACGACGAAGACUAUGUGCCCUACGUGCCCGUUAAGGAGCGCAAGCAGCAGAUGCUGCAAAAGCGACUACAGAUGCGCCGCAAGGGGGCAUUGGAGGAAGAACAAAGGGACAGUGGCAGCGAAUAUCAUGGAGAUGAAGAUGACAUUCCUCUGGGUCCACAAUCAAAUGUCAGCCUUCUGGACCAGCACCAGCAUCUCAAGGAAAAGGCAGAAGCACGAAAAGAGUCAGCUAAAGAGAAGCAGCUGAAGGAAGAAGAGAAGAUCUUGGAGAGUGUGGCGGAAGGGCGGGCGCUGAUGUCUGUGAAGGAAAUGGCAAAGGGCAUCACAUACGAUGAUCCUAUUAAAACCAGCUGGAAGGCUCCCCGAUAUAUCCUGGGUAUGUCAGAAGCACGACACGAUCGUGUGCGUAAGAAAUACCACAUCCUGGUGGAGGGAGAAGGCAUUCCACCCCCACUCAAGAGCUUUAAAGAAAUGAAAUUCCCACCAGCAAUCCUGCGAGGCCUCAAGAAAAAGGGGAUCCAGCAGCCAACCCCCAUCCAGAUCCAGGGUAUCCCCACUAUUCUUUCUGGCAGAGACAUGAUCGGCAUUGCAUUCACUGGCUCUGGCAAGACUCUGGUGUUUACCCUCCCUGUUAUCAUGUUCUGUCUGGAGCAGGAGAAGAGGCUGCCAUUCUCAAAGAGAGAAGGGCCUUAUGGGCUUAUCAUCUGUCCCUCAAGGGAAUUGGCUCGCCAGACUCAUGGUAUCCUGGAGUACUACUGUCGGCUGCUGCAUGAGGAUGGGAUGCCUGCCCUGCGCUGUGCCCUGUGCAUUGGAGGCAUGUCUGUCAAGGAGCAGAUGGAGACCAUCAAACACGGUGUUCACAUGAUGGUGGCAACACCAGGUCGCCUGAUGGAUCUCUUGCAAAAGAAAAUGGUCAGCCUGGAUGUCUGCCGUUACCUGGCCCUGGAUGAAGCUGACAGGAUGAUUGACAUGGGCUUUGAAGGAGAUAUCCGUACCAUCUUCUCCUACUUCAAGGGUCAGAGACAGACUCUUCUCUUCAGUGCCACCAUGCCCAAGAAGAUCCAGAAUUUUGCCAAGAGUGCCCUUGUGAAGCCUAUCACAAUCAACGUGGGGCGGGCAGGAGCUGCCAGCUUGGAUGUCAUACAGGAAGUAGAGUAUGUGAAGGAGGAGGCCAAGAUGGUGUACCUGCUUGAGUGUCUACAAAAGACCCCACCACCAGUUCUGAUCUUUGCUGAGAAGAAAGCUGAUGUAGAUGCAAUCCAUGAAUACUUACUACUGAAAGGAGUGGAAGCUGUGGCCAUACAUGGUGGCAAAGACCAAGAGGAAAGGACUAAGGCCAUUGAGGCCUUCCGGGAUGGCAAGAAGGAUGUUCUGGUUGCCACUGAUGUUGCCUCCAAAGGCUUGGAUUUUCCAGCCAUCCAGCACGUCAUCAACUACGACAUGCCUGAGGAGAUUGAAAAUUAUGUUCAUCGAAUUGGAAGAACAGGCCGCUCUGGAAAUACUGGCAUUGCCACUACCUUCAUCAACAAAGCCUGUGAUGAAUCUGUGCUUAUGGACCUGAAGGCACUGCUCCUGGAGGCCAAGCAAAAGGUUCCACCUGUGCUGCAGGUGCUGCAUUGUGGAGAUGAAUCCAUGUUGGAUAUUGGAGGAGAGCGGGGCUGUGCCUUCUGUGGGGGCUUGGGCCAUCGUAUCACAGACUGCCCCAAGCUGGAAGCCAUGCAGACCAAGCAAGUCAGCAACAUUGGACGCAAGGAUUACCUGGCACACAGCUCCAUGGACUUCUGAGUGUUCUUUCCUUUGGUCAGCCACAGCCAAACAGAAGAACUUCCUUAUUCUUGGAUGGGCAACUUUGCUCGAAUUCCCCAUCUGGCGUAGCUUACUAGGGAGGAGGUUGCCAGUUGGAGUGGGAAAGGUCAUGAUGGGACCUCCUCCUUUUUGUAAGCAGUUCCUGAUUCUGUGUUGAGAUUAAGUGCAGGGCGCAAUCAUCGUCCUGUGUCUCAAGUCCAUAGGUCACAAAUGGCACCACUGGGUGCUGUGUUUUACUAUUCUGCAGCGUUUUGCUUUGGCCACACCUGGUGGUAGGUAUAUAUGAGCAGGUGUUGUCCUAUUCUCUUUUCACAACUUUCAUCUUCCUAAACUGUUUAGCACCCUUAUCCAGAAAACAACAGGAGAAUGCUGCAAUAGCCUGUCACAUCAGUGACUGUUGUCACGUUGGCAUUGUGCAAGCAUUGUGCCCCUUACCAAGUGACCAUGACAUGGAGGAAGGGAGGCAGGGUCUGAGUGAGUAGACUUCUGCUUUAUUAUCUGACGCCAACAGCAGUUUCGUAAGUUUACGUACACUUUCUCUACUGAGAAAUGUAGCCCUUCUCUUCAUGGCACCACCUGGCUGUUUUCUGCCACCGUUUCUGUGUGUUCUGUGGCCCCCUCUCUGUUGCUCGUUAUGUAAAAAAAGGAAGACUUGCUCAGUAAGUCUCCUGGGAGUGAGCGUCUCCUGGGACUCUUCAGCCUGCAAUGGCUCCCUUUUUACACGAAGGCCCACAAAGAGGAAGUUAGCAGAGGGAGGAAGUCACCAGUGCUAUCAUAUAUACUGACUCAUCCCUGUGGCAGCCACAACAGCUUGCUGUCUGCAGCAGCCUCUGCUUCUUUGGGCUGCUGCCUGUUGGGAGCCUGCCCCAUGGAGUGUCCUGUGAAGGAUGGGAUCCUAUAUGUCCAACAUCUCAAAUUUGGAAAGGUAAAUAGGGGUGUGUGGAGGGUGGGGAAGGAAUGUCAGUAAGAAAUCCAGUGGCUUUGGUGAGUCUCUUCAUAUUCAGGAGAGUAGUAUCUUUAUAGUAUCCUAGUUCUAACAAAUAUGUGUUUAUGGUUUUAGCAUAUGAGUCGCAGUUGGAGCCGAUAGAAGCAGUCAUGGUUUUGUGUUUGUUUUCCACCCACCCCUUUUUUCAGAUGACUGGAUUUUUGUUUGUUUGCAACCAAACAUUCUGUAAUCAUCGACCAUAAAUAAAGCAGUAACAUAUUAAAAUGA